Molecule: messenger RNA, 6009 nt
Organism: Pleurotus ostreatus (oyster mushroom)
Lineage: Eukaryota; Fungi; Basidiomycota; Agaricomycetes; Agaricales; Pleurotaceae
Exons: 5
Coding region: 1-6009 (2002 amino acids)
Biological process (GO): double-strand break repair via homologous recombination
Cellular component (GO): chromosome; nucleus; cytoplasm
Molecular function (GO): ATP binding; nucleic acid binding; 3'-5' DNA helicase activity
Source: RefSeq, a predicted model, not a curated record
AUGUCGACCCCAGAAGCCCGCUCCAACGGCGCAUCUUCCCAAGAGCCAACCGCCGCCGACGAUGUUGUUAACGUGGGUAUAGCCCCUCGCGUGGUUGCAUCCGUUAUUCGUGUCAAUGGCCUCUUUGAAUGCCCACGCUGUACAGAAUCGUUCUCCCUCCCUUCCGAUCUUCGAACACACGUCCAAACCCAUGUGGCUCCUUCCCAUGCCACCGCUCUCGACCCCACAUUGCGACACACAGUCAGCAAGAUGGCCGCCCGCCCCCCCUCUAAACUCCCGUCUUCCAAACGACCGCUACAAAAACCGGAGUCGCCACCAAGCAAACACCCACAAAAUUCCUCUCUAAUCCCAGGUCUCGCGUCAACAGCAGCACUCUCUGUCAGCAAUCCCCUCAACGACUGCCCCGAUUCUCCAGAGUCCUCUACGUCUACAUAUGUCGCUGCUUUUUCGUCUUCCCCAAUAUUGCGCUCGCAAGCUGAAUACCAUUCUGAUGAUGACAACAUUGACAGUUUUGUUUAUGAUCCUUCGUCCGAAUUAGACGAUCUUUCUCUCAUCCGUCCCCCGCCCCCCUUUGCGCCUUUUUUGUCCACGACUUUGCCUGUCGACCAUUCAGAAACGCCCGCUGAUACUCAUGCCGAACCCGUUGAUGACAAAUCUCCCUCAUCUCCUGCUGUCGAAUCUCCCUCAUCUCCUGCUGUCGAAUCACCUCCCAAAACGUGUUCACCUGAAGAAGUCGAAGCCGCGAAAUAUCUCUCGCGUAUAGGCUACUUUGUCCAUCUCCCGCUACGCGUUCUUGUUUGCACUGGCUGUUCCAGCUCGGUGCAGCUGAAAAAUGCGUAUUCACACAAGGUCAAGACCUCUUCGUCAUGCCGACUCCCCACCGCCCGCUCAAUUCUUCGAACCGAACUUGAAAAAAAUCUCCUCAUUGCCGGUGCAUCCGACACUCUGGUGCUUCCUUCCCAUCAUCACCCCAUCCCGCCUAUCCCUGGCAUCCCUAUUGUGCAAGGUUGGGUCUGCACCAACGAUGUGAAAAGUGCCUGCUACGGGGAACCCUUUGCCUCCGAAACCUCUCGCAAGCGCCAUUUCCAACAGAAACACUCCAAGGUCCCCUCUUCUGAUCGCUCCCUUCAUUAUAGAAGUUCCCCUGUCCAGUCGUUGUACUUGUUCGCUGGAGACCGCAUAUGUGUCGCCACAGCUGAAAAGCCCCUGCCUCCUGCCGUGCCUCGAUACGAGGAGUUCAUUUCGUCGUUUGAAGACGGAGUCCCUGUGCCUGCUUCGAAUCCCUCGUCCCUCCUCACCAAACCCACCGUCUUUGAGACGUUUACCCAGUGGCAUGUGGAGCUUGCCGGCACUGAUUUGAAGCAGCUCUACGAGCACGCACGCCGCCCCGAUGCACAAGAUCCGCAGCUCCAACGCCUACGCACUGGCAUCACCUCUUACUUCCGCAACAUUGUACCCGACAUUCUAAAGUCCGGGCAUCACCAUCUCCUUUGUUGUAUCCACUCUCCCGAGCCCCUCGUCCUGGACCAUCAACCAUUUUGCGUUCCCCAGAACGCGUCCACUCUUGCAAGCUAUUCCAAUAUAUUCUCGGGGUUUAUUCUCAUGAUGGCCAAAUGUCUCUCCGAACCUAUCCCAGGCUAUCCCAUGUAUACCACUGAGAAUCAGAACGCUGCCAUUUCACAGGCCCUUCGCAACCUUGACGACACCACAAUGACAGAACGCCAACGCCUCGAACAAAUACACGAGCUAUGUUGGCUCUCUUUAUCAGAACAACCAGAGGACGCAUGCAAACAGGAACGAGCUACCCCGAUAUUACGCUUUCUCAUCGCGUACCAUUUGGCUGAAGACGGCCAUGACCACUUUCUACCUCCUCGUUAUGUUUCGCACACCCUCUCAGCAAUACAAUGGUGUUGGCAGGCAGUGGGCUAUUGCCGAUGCACGCUGUUCGCUGCGAAUUACCCGGAAGGCGCCAUAGGUGCGUAUGAAAACAUCGUUAAGCCGUAUCUUCAAGAACUCGAGCACUCACCGUUCACAACUCUCCGAUCCGUCAUUCACCUUAUCGCCUCGCUCGUGCACAAUGCCUCCACCCUUCCAAGAUUUCUCAUGGCCGCGACAAGGGACCAUUUCAGCAUUGAUGGUCACCCCAUCACAUUCAAAAGCUUUCGCGAGUAUUGCGUUGACCUUGUUAGCACUGCCGAGACGCGGCUCGCUACUGUCCUCCGCGGAUGUCCUCUCGACGAUGCUGACGAGCUGAUAACCAAUGCCCUCCGCGUUGGGCAAACUUCCAAUAUAUUCUACGAUAGAUUAAGAGACGUAGGCGCAGGGUACUCCUUCAUGAGCGAUACGAACAACCCGCUUGCGGCUGGAAAAUCUCGCCUUAUCCAGCAUUUUCUUCGAGAUGGAUGUCACGAAUUUUCGGUUCCUACGCCCUCUUGCGCGCACUCUGAAGCGUUUCGUCCACUUGAAUGCGCUAUUUGGCUGUCCGAUGUCGAUAGAUUGGUCGAAGCUUUGUAUGCCGCCACUGUCGCUACUUGGCCUGGCGCAGGUCGUGGUACAGAACUCGACCAUCUCACUUAUAACAAUCAGCAUGGGCGACGCCAUUUGUUUCUAAUCAACAACAUCCUCACCUUUGUUACCUCGUACUCCAAGACCCAGAAGAUGACUGGCAAGGCACUGUUGAUUCCCCGUGGUAUCGACCCUCGCCUAGCACGCGUUUUUAUUAUUACGCUGAACUAUGUAUACUACGCCGCCCAGGUCAUCACCCAUCAGCUAGGGGACGACUGCUCCUCUUCUGCGUAUUCCAAGUAUAUCUUUGUCCGUCGCGGCACGCCUCUUAACACAGACGCCAUGACCCAAAUCCUCCGCUCCUUCACCAACGACCACUUUCGCUGCCAGUUCGGUGUACGCGAUUGGCGACACCUCAUGAAGUUUGUCCUCCGGCACAUGGCCGACAUUUCUCUUGACCAAGAUGACGACGAUGCACAAGACGCCGAUCGUGCACCCAUCAACAGUUUGUUUGGUCAUGGUCAGCGCAUCGCCGACACUGUGUAUGGCAUCGAGGCAGAUAGCUUAACGGACUUGACGCAGCCUGAUGUUGCUAGGGCCCAUCGAUAUGGUAUUGUUUACCAGAAAGCCUUGGGUUUGUGGGCGGACUUUUCUGUAGAUUCGCUCGGCCUACCUAAUGACGAAAAAUCUACACCUUCCAACCAGACCUCCCUCGUUGUUGCGCCGCUAGAUGCCGCCUCUCGCCUACAUAUUGCAAGGGAUUUGGAAGACGUCCUUGACACGCGUUUACCCGCCUUUGGCGAUUUAAUAUCGUCGACGUUAUCCCGCGUACUUUACCACCAUAUACCCAAUUUGUCGACUUCUCUCCCCCCUCUCUUGCCGUCCUCCACCUCCGUCAACGUCCACCCGUCACGGCUGAAAUGCCUCCAACGCCUCUUCCGUUCAAAGUCCUUCAAAAGCCCUGAGCAAGCCACGAUCUUUGAAUACAUUCUUCAAAAUCUACGAUCGGUGUUUGGGAUCCUAGGCACUGGUGGCGGGAAGAGCCUGAUGUUUUAUGGACCACCUUUGAUCGAACCGUCCGGCAUCACCAUAGUAGUGUCGCCAUUCGUAUCCCUGGUUGAGGAACAGUUCUCCACUGCUCAAAUGCAUUCCAUACCCGUCUCCAUGUGGCCAAACGAUAAAAUUGAUUUUGACACUGUACGACUGAUCAUCGUCCCUGCCCAUGAGGCUGGAAUGGAACUCUUUGUCAAUUUUGUCACUGCUACUGUUCGCAUCAAGAAACUGCGGAGGAUUAUAUACGACGAAGCCCACCAGAUACUGAUGUCUGGCUAUCGCAAUUGCUACGACAACCUCUGGCGCAUUGCUGUCCAAAAUGUGCCCCUGCAUUUCCUAUCUGCCACACUCCUCCCACAUAGUGUGGCCGCCAUUGCACAUGCCGCACGACUUCAACCGGACACAUUUUGUGUCAUCCGUGCUACCACUGUCCGCCCUAAUUUACGAUAUGUCGUAGAAGACUUUUCCGCCGAGAAGGACAACACACUGGUGAUGGACAGAAUCGCGAGUAUCUGCCGAAGCACGUACUCAAAGAUGGAUGAAAAGGAUCGAAUCCUCGUUUACUGCAGUUCGUAUAAUGAGUGUGAUGCGCUCCGCGCCCUUCUUGGUUAUCCUGUUUACAAGUCCAAGAUAGACGGCCGCCUGGAUCCGUCCACGAACGCUUCUCGCAGGAACGCCAUAUCUGCUGAUUGGCGAGCUGGUAACCCCAGGGCAUUGAUUGCGACCACUGGCUUUGGCAAUGGGAUUGAUCACGCCCACGUGAGAUUGGUUGUGACUCUUAAUCCAUACCACGCAAGUGACGCCGCGCAGCAGACCGGACGAGCAGGCCGCGACGACUGUGAAGCGACUUGUUAUCUGUUCAAUACGCGCCGUCAUCCUGUGCCCAGCAACGCCGCAGAUGAUCAUGGUGGCAUAGGCUUGUUACGUAUGCUUUACACCACCAACGACUGUGUUCGGCUAUGCCUUGGAAAUUUUGACGAGCGGGCGUAUAGCUGUGUUGCUCAUGGUAGCGCCAAUGCAGUGUUAUGCUCUCGGUGUGAGGUGCUUGAGAGCCGCACAUCAGUCAUGCUGGCACCCGCCUCCAUUGGAGGACUAACCUCUCUUGUUGAUCCCGGUGUUGAAUCCUCGCCCAUGCAGGCACCCUCGUCAUCCACCCAUCCUCGUACUCCCGCUGUUGAAUCUUCCCCUUUGCAUCCACCAUCCUCGUCGUCGUACUGUACACCAAAUGCAAUUGUUCAGUUGUCCCCGACAGUACCUUCUUUCCCUCGACGAUCCGCCAAUCCGUCAUCGAUAAUUUCCACCUUGACCCCUCCUCCUACUAAGCCCAAGCGCCCUCAAGUACAAAAAAACCCUCGUCAUACACGUGACACGCCGUCGAAUCAAUUCCCCACUCCUUCUAGUGUCCCACGUCCGUCUGGAAAUCAUAUGCCGACUCCUACGUCUAAUCAGGCUUCAGUGAGCCAAUCCCUCGCCCAAAACACCCCUCUGUCCCCCAUCCGUGUUCCUAUAUUCCCCCAUGAUGUAUUUAGAUCGCGAUGGCGGUCUCAAGUAUUGCGUACGAUGCCUGAAUAUAUGUCCUCUGUGUCCUACUGUCCGACUCAGGUUUUGAGUCAAUAUUCUUUGCCACCCUCUCCUACUCCUCCCUCUGCACCUCGUCCGUCUAACAGUCGCGCUCCCAAUAAACACCGCCCACUUCUUGCUGCGCUACCACCCUGUCCUCCGAUGCCAGAAUUCCAUGCUGCGCCGAACCGUGUGAAGCCUGCAGGUCGUAAUACGAACUCUGUACUCGAAUCACGGCAAGAGGUGAUCGAAGCAAAUUUGGCGAUCAGAGCUACUCGCGCAACCUAUUUAGCAUAUAUUCCCAAGUUCUUCGAACUUGCAAAAAUAGGAUGCAUAACGUGCUGGGUCCUCGGCCGUGAUUAUCGCGCUUGUCCUGCACUAUCAACCACAUCUGGUUCCAACCCCACAACCGUACAUAGGCCUUACGACUGUUCCCAGGGGCUCACCAAUCCCUCAAUCUCCCGUCACAACAUCGCAUCCCUCGGGAAUGCCGGCAACGCCUACAAGCAAUAUUUUCGCAAUUCCCUGUCCUUUCCAUCGACCUACAAAAUCUGCUAUAAUUGUUUACGCCCGACGGACCCCGAUGCCUUUCCGCAUGGCAUACGCGACAAAAACUGCCAGAGACACGAUGACGUCAUCAAGCCCUUCCUUUGGGCGAUUUACUGUCUUCCCGUUGCCUUUGCCCCUCCUGAUGAAGGCCAACACUGGCGCACGCUCUUACUCCAAGAGGUAGGGGCUCCUCGACUUUCCACUGUCACGGAUUAUGCACAUUGGGUCCAAGAAGUUCCGGACCCCGACGCGAUGAAUCUCUGCAACGGCCUACGCUUGCUUAUCACAUGGACGAGCAACGUGUAUAACAAAAGUUGGCCCUCCCCGUAUAAUGUUGCCUAA